Funneliformis caledonium is the source of this 197-nucleotide messenger RNA. NCBI's taxonomy places the organism in Eukaryota, Fungi, Glomeromycota, Glomeromycetes, Glomerales, Glomeraceae. The record is from the annotation of a GenBank genome assembly.
AUGGUUCAAAAAAACCAUGGCCCAUGUUCAGUACAUAAUUGUAAUAACCAAACAUCCCGUUUUCGACAAUUUACUUCGUUAGCAUAUGAAAAAGCUCAAAAAAAAGGAACUUACGAAGCAUAUACAUAUUUAAGAAUCGGACAACAAUUGUGUCAUAAUCAUUAUAUGAGCAUUGUUGAACCUUAUCAGAAGCAUAA